Bombina bombina (fire-bellied toad) is the source of this 1670-nucleotide messenger RNA. It is a transcript of the gene VPS26A, whose product is annotated as VPS26 retromer complex component A. The record is from RefSeq and is a predicted model, not a curated record. The transcript is spliced from 9 exons. Gene Ontology annotation, biological process: retrograde transport, endosome to Golgi; intracellular protein transport. Gene Ontology annotation, cellular component: endosome; retromer complex. Lineage: Eukaryota; Metazoa; Chordata; Amphibia; Anura; Bombinatoridae. The coding region runs from base 112 to 1092 and encodes 326 amino acids.
CUGAGGUGUCACGGGUGUUGGUGACGUGGGUACCGCCCCGGAGUCAGGUGACAGCGGCGGGUGGAGUCCUUGUAUGUCAGUGGCUGCUGCGAGGCCCCGAGCUUCGGCAACAUGAGUUUUCUGAGCGGUUUGUUUGGUCCCAUAUGUGAGAUUGAAGUUGUACUUAAUGACGCAGAUACAAGGAAACUGUCGGAAAUUAAAACUGAAGAAGGCAAAAUAGAGAAACACUUCAUGUUCUAUGAUGGGGAAUCAGUGGCUGGAAAGGUAAAUAUUGUUUUCAAGCAACCUGGAAAGAGACUAGAGCAUCAGGGGAUUCGAAUUGAGUUUGUAGGACAAAUCGAGCUUUUUAAUGACAAAAGCAACACACAUGAGUUUGUUAACCUUGUAAAAGAGCUGGCAUUACCCGGAGAGUUGACGCAGACCAGAAACUAUGACUUUGAGUUCAUGCAAGUGGAGAAACCAUAUGAAUCGUACAUUGGGGCUAACGUGAGGCUGAGGUACUUUCUGAAAGUAACAAUAGUGAGGCGCCUUACAGAUAUGGUGAAGGAAUACGACCUCAUUGUACACCAGCUCGCCACUUACCCUGACGUGAACAAUUCCAUAAAAAUGGAAGUUGGGAUAGAAGAUUGUUUGCAUAUAGAGUUUGAGUACAACAAAUCCAAGUACCACUUAAAAGAUGUCAUUGUUGGAAAAAUUUACUUCCUUUUAGUCAGAAUAAAAAUCCAGCACAUGGAGCUGCAGUUAAUCAAAAAAGAGAUCACUGGAAUAGGACCCAGCACAACAACAGAGACUGAGACUGUUGCAAAAUAUGAAAUAAUGGAUGGGGCUCCAGUAAAAGGGGAAUCCAUCCCAAUCAGGCUGUUCCUCGCAGGAUAUGACCCCACACCCACAAUGAGAGAUGUGAAUAAGAAAUUUUCUGUCCGGUAUUUCCUGAACUUGGUACUUGUGGAUGAGGAAGACAGACGAUACUUCAAACAACAGGAAAUCAUUUUAUGGAGAAAAGCACCAGAAAAAAUAAGGAAAAGGACAAACUUUCAUCAGCGUUUUGAGUCCCCAGAUCCACAGGCGUCAGCGGAGGAGCCCGAAAUCUGAUUUUUCUGAAGGAUUAGCCAGAGGGCAAAAGGCCAAACUUCACGGAGCGUUGCUGCGUUAUUUCACCACACUAACGGCCUGCGUGUAUCCCAAAUGUACAUAAAUACUGCCGCUUCUGCUGGAACACCAGAACUUUAGCAAACUAGCAUUUUAUAUUUCUCCUUUCAUCCUUUUUUUGGAAAAUGUUGCAUUAACCCAAACAGCAUGAGGCUCCCAUAAGCCACAGUCCCACAGACAUCUCUUGGAAAAUGAUCCAUUAUCCACUUAGGGCUUCUCACAAAGACAAUGUGCGCAGUUUAUUGCUCUCCGUAAGGAGCCUCUGUGCUUUCUAGGCCAAGUGUUCAGUUUACCCCUAAACUUCUAUUUUUUUAGAACGAAGUAUCAUGGCCAAUCUCCCAACAUCCUACAGAAUCACUAAAAAGGUUGCAAUUUAUCAGUGCCACAAUAAACAACAAAACUAGUUAAGUACACAAUUAAUUCAUAUUGUAUAUAAAUUACUUUAUUAUAUUGUAUAAGUAUUUUAUAUUCAUGUUUGGGGGAAAUACUAUUGAUUAAAAAUAAAAUCUCUCUUCUAAACA